Molecule: messenger RNA, 678 nt
Organism: Lodderomyces orthopsilosis Co 90-125
Lineage: Eukaryota; Fungi; Ascomycota; Pichiomycetes; Serinales; Debaryomycetaceae
Exons: 1
Coding region: 1-678 (225 amino acids)
Cellular component (GO): cytoplasm; membrane
Source: RefSeq, a predicted model, not a curated record
AUGGCUACUACCCUUCAAGCGCUCAAUGCUCAGUACCUCGCGUACCUUAUGCAAUAUCCGUUAUUAACAAAGUCUAUUACUUCUGGUAUUUUUAGUGGGUUGAAUGAAACUGUGUCAUCAAUAAUUACCAACGAGUACAAAGAAACCAAGGUGUUGGGUAUCAAAGUGAAGCAUGUUUUCAGUGAAAAGUUACUCAAGAUGAUCAUCUAUGGGGCAUUGAUUGCAACUCCAAUAAGUCACAACAUGUAUGCUGUCAUCAACAAGAUCUACAAACCGCCCUUGACAAAGAGACAAAAGAUUUUGCAAUUGUUGACCAGUUUACUGACGGUGACGCCAACGAUUUCAGCUUGCUUCGUUUCAUGGAUUUCCAUUAUCAACAAUUACAAACGUACUAGCUGCAACCCUGUCAUUGAGUUGAAAAAAAUUUUGUUUAUUGUCAAGGCAGGGUUGAAAAAGGGAUACUUGCCAGUUUUGAAAUCGUCGUUAAGCACGUCAUUCUUUGCUUUGUUAGUGGCACAAAAUUUCAUUAGACCAGAGUUAUGGGUUGUGUUCUUCAACUUGGUUUACUUUGUUUUGGGAACUUAUCAGAAUACAAAGUUGAAGAAAUUGCAAAAGCAACAGAGAUUGGCUGAAGCGGAAAGGUUGCAAGAGUUGGAAAAGGAGGAAAAGAAGAAUUGA